Acanthochromis polyacanthus (spiny chromis) is the source of this 1471-nucleotide messenger RNA. RefSeq lists its product as uncharacterized. The transcript has 9 exons. The coding region runs from base 452 to 1471 and encodes 339 amino acids. The record is from RefSeq and is a predicted model, not a curated record. NCBI's taxonomy places the organism in Eukaryota, Metazoa, Chordata, Actinopteri, Pomacentridae.
UUCAAUCCAUGUGUCCGAAGUGAGAUUUGUCAAUGUGUAAAAGAAUUUGUCUAUGUGAACUGAGAGUUGAAAAAUGUACGUAUCCCACUACACAUCAGCAGAAAAUACAGACAACUCACCAGAAUUUACAUAUCCCAUUACACAUCAGCAGAAAAUACAGACAACUCACCAGAAUUUACGUAUCCCACUACACAUCGGCAGAAAAUGCAGACAACUCACCAGUUACGAGUCGUUCGGUUUCACAAUUGGCUGUUUUAUUUUCACGUGACUUUUGCUACACUUCUGCCGUGAGUGAGAUUCGUAUCUGAAAAACGUCUGGGUUUUAGCUCCCUGACCUCAGGCUCACAGGCUCCUCCAACUCGGCAGUUCCCGCCGUCUGAAAGCCAUCAGGCGGCGCUAUGCCCCAGAGUCUUUGAGCGUUCGUGACAUUGUGGGCCAGGGUGUGGACAAGAUGGAGCCCCGAUCGCAGACAGUUGCAGAGAAGAGUGUGGAGUCUGCGGCCAGAAAUCUUGUCGCGCUCAUCAGACAAAAUCUCAGUGCAGACAGUCAUCCUCCACCCAGUGCAGCUGCUGCAUUAAACACCCCAUCAGUGUCAUCGGAAAUGCAGAGGUCAUUUCCAGGCAUUUUCAGGGGAAAAAGGAGAUUUUUAAAUCGACCACAAACGGUCACUCGCAAACGGCUGUGUUUUCAGGUCUAUCUCCUUCCCUCUCCUGCAACUGUGACUCCAAAAGCAGAUGAGGAACUCCGUUUUUUCCAGGCAGGGCUAGGCAUGAGAAUGGUAUCAUUACCAGAGGAUGCAGCUCAUGAUCAGAUAUCUGAAAUGCUUAACCAAGAGUACCCUAAACUCCAGACCCUGAAGGGGUCUUGGAUGUUUUACAAGGCUUCAGGGGGACAUGGACAAAGGCAGCUGACAAUUGUAAGUCCCCAGGUGGAAGGUUACACCACCUCACAACUGAAAAGGGCAUCAAAUGGAGGAAAAUACAUGCUAUACAUAGCUCCAUUACAGGGUGAAUUGGAUGUUACCCCGCUUUCCAAAAAUGCUUCAGAAUUUUCCAAAAUGCCAAAAGCCACUUGUGAAAAUUGUCAGGAGACAAUGCCAAUUCAUCUUUUGGCCCUCCAUGUUGAGAGUUGCAAAGAAAAUGUCACUGACUGUAACGACCAGGACCAGGACUAUAACUCUGAUACUGAGUGCGUCUCUGUCAGUAACUCGUCAACUGAUGACACUGUCUUAUACCCAAGGUCCACAUCCCGCAAUGAUAUUAACACAAACCCUACAGCUGUGUCCUCCAUGACUUCCUGCCCCAUCUGUAGACAGCUGUAUCCUACACACACUGUGGAGAUCCAUGCAAGUUUCUGUGGCGAGAGCAUCCCUGAUGUCCAAGAUAAUGCAGGAACAUCACUUCCUCAAAGUACAGCACCUAGCACAUCAGCAGGUACAUCAGGGGAGAUCAUUUCUCCCUUUGUGCAGUGA